Molecule: messenger RNA, 3291 nt
Organism: Homarus americanus (American lobster)
Lineage: Eukaryota; Metazoa; Arthropoda; Malacostraca; Decapoda; Nephropidae
Exons: 4
Coding region: 818-1402 (194 amino acids)
Source: RefSeq, a predicted model, not a curated record
ACGCCGCGCCCAGCCGACCGGAGCGCCAGAGAAAACGGCGCGCGUCUCUCCGGCCGCGCCAGUCUGGCUGUAGCCGCCGACUGUGUUGGUAGUGACAGACACGCACAGCUCACCCGCACACUAUUGGUGACUCGCACUCACACACUCCAUUCUAACUCCUCAAGCGAUAGUGACAAGAGGUUGACAUCAUAACUCCCGGGGCAGCGAGAUACGCAACGUACAGCAGAAAUUGCCAGCAUUUUGAGCGGUCACCCAGCAAUACCGCCGCCAUGCAAAACCUCGACGCUACAGGCACGACGAUAGUCAUCACCAUCCUCCUAGAGGGCACGUAACACCAACACCACUUCCCUCACUCACCCCCUCCAACACUCAUCACCAUCACCCACACUCUCCAAGUCUCCAUCAUCACAUUCGCCUCUUCAACUUCUAGCUAAGGUCUCACCUGUGCAGCAUCCACCUCUCUUACUCAUCAAGCACUCCUGACACCUCAUCUACAGUAAGCACAAGACUCCCCGAGACGACCACAGCAUCAACUCUCACACUAAGUAAUCCGUCUCGUGUGGACUUCAGCAUUCAUUUCAGUCAGACCGCAAGCAAGCAACGUCCAGACCCCACCACCUCCUCCACCAUAACGCUAAGAGGCCGCUAAAUAUCCACCCUAACUUGAGCAAGAAUCAGCCCCAGCAACAACCCCGGUGAAUUCCUGGACCCACAAGCACCACACCUGGACCAUCUUCGCAUUAUCCGCGGAGGCUCGGCGCGGCGCACCUGCAAGUAGCUGAUCACUCGGGUGUGGGACCUUCAGUCGCCCUUCAGGAUGUGCGGCGAAGUAGAUGUCUGGAGGAUCAAGACGGUGCUGGUGGGCCUCCUCGCCGUCACCGCUUCUGCAGAUGACUGGAAGGAAGACCUGAGCAACAAACUAAGCAUCGGGGUGCGUGACGGCGGGUACUCGCGGGCCGUCUUGGACUGUGAGGAUGACCACAUGGCCUUCGUCAUCGCCUUAGAGGAGGACUUCGAGGGUGUGGUGUACACAAGGGGCAGCUUCCACACCCGCCGCGGGCCCUGCUUCCUCGACGCUACCGGUGGCAAGGAGUUCGCCCUCAAGUUCGGCUACAAGGACUGCUCGACUAAAUAUGACGACGAGAUAGGUGCUCACGUCAACACAGUGGUUGUACAACACGACGAUGACCUGAUCUUCCCGGGAGACCUCGCCUUUGCCCUCAGAUGUCAUGACCGCAUCACUGUCAACGCCACCGUGGCCGGGAUCAAGUCGAAGAUCUCCCUGGUUGACCCUGACCCAGGCUCCAAGUUGAACUCCAAGAACGAGGUGGUGGCGACCUCAUCCUCGAGCGUAGUCACCCUCACGCCCGGCCGCCUCACCCCGCCCAAGGAAGAACUAUAACCCAGGGGAGGGCGGCACAACCCCCUUCCCCCCACCACACUACUGCUGGUGGCGGUGUUGCUCCUUCGUUCGUCCUCUGGCUGUCCCUCGCGGAGUCACUGGUCACCUUGGCCUCUAGCUUAACAGGUCAAAAGUCAUUUUAGACAGCCGUACACGAAGUCAAAGGUCGUCUCAAGACUAGUGUAUAGAGUCAGAGGUCACACACGACUGCAGUAUGCUAGGUCAAAGGUCACGUUCAUCCACAAUAUAUGAGAUGUGACGUCACCUCAGGCUGACGUAUAUGAGCUCGAUGAUCCCCGUAAAUCGCUGUAUACGAGGUCAGGAGUCACCUCAGACCGCAGAAGAAGAAGGUCAGAAGUUAUCUCAGACUACAGUAUACGAGGUCAAGACCCAUUUUGGUCAAUAGCCUGCGAGGUCAGAGUUCACAACAGAUAGCAGUAAACUCUAGAUAAUGACUAAGUAAAAUUAGCUGGAUCAGACAACACCACGGACGUGUGAGAGACAGACCCUCCUUGAUCAGCUGAUCACCAGAGACAACCAUGGAUUGGCCAGUCAGGCGGCGAGGUUCUAUCUGACUGGGAGUCAAUAUUUAUGCUCUUCAGACGUGAUAGUCUUUUUGUUUUAAUUAAUGAAGACAGGCAGGGCAGUGUUACCUGGUGUUGGCGGGGCAGUGUUACCUGGUGUUGGCGGGGUAGUGUUACCUAGUGUUGCCUCAUGUUGGCAGGGUAGUGUUACCUCCUACUGGCAGGACAUCGCUAUUGCAGUGUUGGAAGACGGAGUUCGACAACUUGAUCUCAUAGUAGGUAGAGAGAGAGACAUGGAUAAAACUUAUACCCGUCCUCAAAAAAGAGUACCACUGCAGGCAGAAGACGAGCGAACGUUCGUCUGGUGGAGGUGAACGCAUAAUAAGGGAAGCCGCCCUGUAUCCUGCAGGUGUUGUGUGAAGGACCAAUCACGUCACAGAACAAGCCAACUCUCACCAAUCACAAUCCAACUUUUUAUUUUCCUCCAGGUAACUACACAAAUAAUUAUCACAUGGCUUAUGCAAGGAAGAAGAAUUAAAAUUAGUUUGGAUUAGUUUAAUUUAGCUUAGGUUAGAAAUAACAGCUGUGUGCAAGAGGUAAAAAAGCUGGUCUGUUAUUGGUGGAUGAGAUGCCAGUUACUGAGGAAAGGAAACUGGGAUGUUGUCCUGUGAUAGGUGGAUAUGUUACGAGCAACUUGCAAGAUCCUAUCUGUGAUUGGCUGUUCGCUAUCAGGUGUGGCCCCUCAUCACACACACACCUGUAGACCGGGUGGGCAAGUGGACUGGCAUUAGCUUGUUGGCGCAUUACACACUCGCUUGUUUCCCCAUUUCACUAUCGUCGUCAGUACUGCCAGAUGUGCCUCUUUGUUUUGGGACAAUAUUUUUCAACUUAUUUUUGUAUUAUUAUGUUCGCCAGUGUGAAUAUUUUUCUCAUAAUUCACUGUGGAAAUUAACGUAACAUUCUCUAUGCUCUAAGAAUAUAUUUUGUUACGCUUGGUCGCUGUUGCCUGCUGUUAAACACGACUGUCAGAGAUUCAAGUCUUCAUCACUAUAACUCUGAUCACUCGGCUACACUAAAGAGUAAACAAAAUCAAUACAAACAUUUCUGUAAACAAGAAACAAUAUAUAUUCAACUACUAUGACUAUUUUGUAUUAGUUAUUUUUUUUUAUAAUAGCCAAAUUAGUAUUAUAAUUAAGCUGAUGUAGACUUGAGUUAGGUUCCUUGUUGAUGCUGUAGAAUGACUGCCACGUGUCAUACUACAUAAGCCUUGGUGGACAUCAUUCCAGGCUAGUGGAUCAUAUAUAGUGAAAGGCAUUAUGAAACUGAUGAAAUAAAAAGGACACUUACAUCCACCAGACACUCAUA